CCUGGCUCUGGCUCUGGCUCUGGCUGCUCUCUGCCUGCCCUGAUGACUUACCAGGUCACCAUAUCGCACUAGCUCCAGAUUGAUGAUGAUGAUGAUGAUGAGGUGUCCCUAGGUCGGCGUGGUGCGUGGUGCGUGUGCGUGCGUUUUUAUCCGAGGGAAGCCUACUAGAGUUGCCUGCGAAAGAUGGUCCAAUCACACGCCAGCGAAAGCCUCGAAUUAUACAACCAGCACAGCCCAAGAUGCCGGGCGCACAGGGAUGGGGCUGUAGGAUGCUAUGUAAGAUACUAUGUAAGAUACUGUACCAGGAUACCACGCGUAUAUACGAGAAGACGAGAGCCUGAAAAGGCACCUGAGAAGAGUCGUCGGAUUCGAGAAGUUAGACUCGGUACACGUCCUGUGCAUGUGCAAGAACGAUGGUGCAGUGCAAAUGGGAAAGAUGAAGAAGCGAUGGAAGGAGAAGCAGAAGAGGAGGAGGAGAGGGAGCGGUCGGGAAACCGAUCAGGAAGACACAGGCAGAAAAGAGAGAAAAGACGAUCACGAAUCACACACACCCACACACACCUGCAUGUAUGCACAAAGCACAAUCUCUGCCCCUAGCGUCUGCGCCACCCUGCAGAUGUGAUGUGUGGACGUGCAUGUGGAACGGGAACGGACCUGGAGGAGGAGGAGGUGUGGGUGACUGUGGCACAGUCCAGCGACCAGCCUGGAGGGAGGGAGGUUUGCCUUCUCCCAUCAUCGUGGCGGCA
This is a messenger RNA of Dissoconium aciculare CBS 342.82, 746 nucleotides long. RefSeq lists its product as uncharacterized. The transcript has a single exon. The record is from RefSeq and is a predicted model, not a curated record. NCBI's taxonomy places the organism in Eukaryota, Fungi, Ascomycota, Dothideomycetes, Mycosphaerellales, Dissoconiaceae. Bases 184 to 597 code for a protein of 137 amino acids.